AACCAUGUUGUGUAUCCUACUUUGUCGUGUUUUCAUAAACCCCGACAGGAUGGACAGAUCUCAGCAGACGAGCUGCAACGCUGCCUCACGCAAUCUGGCAUCUCUGGCUCAUACCAACCCUUUAGCCUUGAGACAUGCAGACUGAUGAUCAAUAUGUUGGAUAGGGACCUGUCCUGCACUAUGGGCUUUAAUGAGUUCAAGGACCUGUGGCAGGCUCUGAAUGGCUGGAGGUCGACCUUUGCAUCCUUUGACCGGGACCGGAGUGGGACAAUAGAGGGCCAUGAGUUGCAGCAGGCCAUCAAUUCCAUGGGUUAUAAUCUGAGCCCUCAGGCUAUGAACUGCAUCAUGAAGCGCUACAGUCUGAACGGCAGAAUCCCCUUUGAUGAGUUUGUGAGCUGCGCUGUGAGGCUCCGCGCCCUCACCGAUCAUUUUCGAAGGAGGGACACAACCCAAACUGGCAACGCCUCAUUUCAGUAUGACGAUGUAAGUUUUCACAGCUGAGGUGUUUAAUGCCGGGUUUUCUUGUGUCAAAAUAAACACAGAGUUUAUAAUUUUGUCACCAAAUGCUGGAAGGUAUUUAAUUUGAAA
Molecule: messenger RNA, 588 nt
Organism: Oreochromis niloticus (Nile tilapia)
Lineage: Eukaryota; Metazoa; Chordata; Actinopteri; Cichliformes; Cichlidae
Product: sorcin-like
Exons: 5
Coding region: 145-501 (118 amino acids)
Molecular function (GO): calcium ion binding
Source: RefSeq, a predicted model, not a curated record